AUGACGCUGACGGAUCAGACGGCUCUUUGGCCUAUUGCUGCGAAUUGCGGAGACCCUGAGGAACAGGUGCUUGCAUUAGGUGCUGGCAUAGCAGGCAGCACAGGUCACUGGGCAACAACUCAACUUUGGCGAAGAGAGCCUUUGGAUGCACAGGGAUAUCGGGUCUGCUGGUGUGCUUCUUCGAAGAAUUGCAGUGAUGUCACUCAGUUUCAGACACAGGUUGGAAUCUUCCAUGUGAAAGACCUUGUCAGUGACUUCGCUGGCGAUUUGAUCGCAGUUGCCAUCAGUGGCAAUGCAACGAUUGGCUUCGCGCUGGAAGCAGAUGGCUACCGAGAUGUGAGUUCUGGCAUGGUGACGGUGUUGGAUGUCAACGGCGACGUCAUCACCUAUUCUGCUGGCGUGGUGUCCGCAGCAUCCAUCACCUGCUCUGAGCCCGGCUGCAGCGCGGACGCGGAGCUCCUCCUCGCCUCUGACGUCCUCCGGCACUGCAGGUUGUCGGCGUCGAUUUUUCAGACCGACUUUGUUGGAACGAAUGAGCGCUUGGAGUGGAUCAAGGUGCAGGGUCUGCCGGUCUUGACGGAUUGUAGACCUGGGAAAGCUUGUGAGACUUCUUCUGAGUUCUAUUGCCUUCAGGACUUUGACAUUUCUUCUUUCAUACCAGAUACGGGUUCUGUGCUCAUCUCGGCCAAGAUUUCGCAGGCAGUGGACAGCUGCCCCAAGUCUGGAAGCUACUUGCACAUGAAUCUGCAACUGAGCUGUUUGGCCGAAGUGGCUCGAGAAUCGGCUGAGUCCUUUGAGUCCUUUUCCCCUUUACCGAAUGCAAGUUCCUACACCGAUCCAUUUGGUACCUUCUUUGCCAUCAACAACAGCACUGGUCGUGGGCACAUUGAGAUGUCCAAGAUCGCCUACGAGCUCUCUUCUCAUCAGUGCUCCGUGGGCCACCUCUGUGUUCUCCGCUUGCCCGGCUGGGGCACCGGCGCCGGGCGCCGCCACGCGCUGCGCCUCCUGCGGACGAACGUCUCCUGCGGUGCGACCGGUGCGGUCGACGGCGUCGACGGGAUCUCCAGCGCCACGGGGCUCGGAGGGAACUUCACCGCGGAUGCGGAGAGCGACGGGCUGUUUGUGCUGGGCACUCCGGUGGGAUAUGAUGUUGAGGUGAGCUUCAAAAUCUGUCUUGGCAUCGAUCCAGAAGAGGAGACGGACUUUCAAUUCCACAUGGGUCACUUUUUCCUGAUCGGCCCUUAUCCACAGCAGCAUCAGAAUUGCACCGCUCUGCACGACUGCCUCUUAGGGCCCUUUGCGGGACAGCUUUCUUCCAUCGACUUGGUGGCAUUUGUCCCGAUGGAUCACGCCUGCGGCGACCAGAGGGACUCCUUUGUCGCAUCGAAUACGGCGCACGCCUUGUCAGCAGCAUUAGACCUCUCGCUCUCGGGAAAGCAAGACUUGCCAGUAGGAGGUGUUUGGCGCUUGUGCUUCUGCACCGCUAUGUUUGAACACUGCGAUGAUGCAUCAGAUUUCAGGGUAGAUGCAGGUCUCCUGGUGGUGGCCGGUCCGAACAACUUGCAGCAAGAUCAAUUUUGCUUCGCAGGACAUGCGUGCCAUUUGGGGCCCUUCAGUGGACAAAACUUGUCAGAUGCUGACAAGCUAGCUCUAACCUCAUCGGGUUGUGAUGCAGCGAGCUUAUCUAGCUUCAGCAAUGUGUCAAACGUGAAUGAAUAUCGGCAGGUCAUACUAUCUGCGAAUGAAACACGCCUCGGCAGCAAUUGGGUCAUGUGCUACUGCACUGCUUUGAGUCGUGGAUGUGUCUCAUUUGGUGAUUUCACGCUUCAGGUGGGUCAUUUGGUGAUUCGAGGUCCAUCUCCCUUGGAACAACACAUGCAAUGCCACGUGGCCGAAGACUGCAUUUUGGGUGACUUCACAGGCCAUUGGCUUUCUCCCAGCGAUCGCCUUGCGGCGGUCUCCGCUUCGAGCGCCACCAGCUGCGGUGACGCGUUUUCUCCACUCGUUCUGCAGGGCAGCUCGAAGCCGGUCUUCCUCGCUGCCUCGGGGGACUGCACUCAACCACACCGGAGGAAUUGCACGGUCCGCAGCUUUUUGAUCGGCUUGGAUGCGGCCGGAGCGGCCGCGGGGGGCGACCUGCCUUAUGGUGGGACAUGGAGAAUUUGCUAUUGUCCCUCCCAUGAAGGCUGCAGAAAUGCCAGUUCUUAUGCUGUGGAAGUGGGGAUGUUGACGGUACAUGGACCUCCAAAUCGAAAGGUGGAACGAACCUGUGUGGCGGGGGAUGUUUGUGAGAUUGCCAACAUGAGCAGUCUAGAUUUACAGGAUUCAUCAAGUCUUAUGCUCUUGGACACUUGUGGACAGCAACCGCAAAGCCUCAUGCUCUCUGGAUGGCCCCAGGGUGGUAUCAGUUUGCCUUCAGAUGGAGAAACCGUCUCCUGGGGCGCUUCAGCAGUGAUUGCAGCUGGAUCUGAUUUCAGGCUUUGCUGGUGCCGGAAUUCCACACAGUGCAGCCUUGCUGGAGACUUCCGUGUUGACAUCGGCUCUCUUCGUUUUGUAGGCCUGUCUUGGCCAGCAGAUUCUCUCUUUUCCUGGGGAGAAGACAUCAUCGUCUCCUCCGCUGGUGGCAUCUAUCGGCUUUGCUGGUGCACCAUCCCUGGUGCCGAAGAACACGCGGGUGAGGCUGCACUGGUCAGUGCCGCUGGUCAGUGCAGUGCCGCAGAAGACUUUCUCGUGGAUGUUGGGGCUCUGACGCUCAUUGGACCAGGGCCGCAGCCCAAUUUGCUGACAAGUUGGACCGCUUCGGUCGAGCCGUUGGUCCAACAAAGAACUUGCAUCAGUGGCCUAGAAUGUGACAUCCAUGGACUAACAGGCACGCACUUGUCGACACAGGAUAGCUUCAUGGUGCUGAAUACCUGUGGACAUCACGCCAUCAUUCCACGUCUCUCCCAGGGAGGGGCUGCUUCCUCCUUGAGCAAAAGUGGUGCGACUGUCCGUUUUGGAGAUCGAUGGACAGCAUCAGGUGGGCUAUACCACUUGUGUUGGUGCUCCGGCGGAUCUGGAUCUUGCUCUUUGGGUGAGGAUUUCCAAGUGACGGCUGCCCAACUGUGGAUUCUCGGGCCACAACCUCUGGAACAGGACCAUACUUGUGUCUCAGGAGCCGGAUGCCUCUUAUCGCUCUCUGGCUAUGUCAGUGAGUUUGACCACGUCACAGUCCUCGAGACCUGUGGACAUCACGAGGCCUUGGUGCAGAAAUUUCCGCUAGAAGCGCAGGCGAAUGGCCUGAUCUCCCACGUCUCCGCCAGCGGGGCUCUUUUUGCUUGGGUCGAUGUGUCCUCAGCCGGUGGGCAGUACAGGCUAUGUUGGUGCUCGUCCUUCACCAAGUGCUCGACUGCAGAGGACUAUCAGACGGAUCUGGGAGCGCUUCAUUUGGUUGGACCCUUUGGUCAUACCUCGGCAGGACAUAGAACUUUUACUUGCUUUACUGGUCAAGUCUGUGACGCCUCUGGUGUGUCAGGGCUCUAUUUGUCAGAGAACGAUGCGUAUGCCGUGCAUGAUACCUGUGGUGAACAGCUUGUUCCACGCUUCCCGGAGUAUGGGAGAUCUGUUUCCACUGGACGAAAUGGAGCUACUAUUUCUUGGGGCUCUGUUGCCAUUUCAUCCGCAGGAGGACUCUACCGUCUUUGCUGGUGUGGUGCUCUUGACUGUGGGUCUCUGAAAAGCUUCACCGUUGAGGUGGGUGUGCUCUGGGUGGUGGGACCCUCAUCCUUGUCGCUGUCUCGGACGUGCGUCAGUGGCCAUACCUGUCCAGUCCAAGAGCUUUCAGAUGGCCUCCCUGCUGAGAAUUUGAUUGCAGUACAGGACACCUGUGUGCUGCCAGGCUUAUACCGGCUUUGCUGGUGUGCCGAAAAGAAAGACAUACCUGGGUACACUACCGAUGCUUCUUCUUGUGCCACAGAUUUUGGUUCCUUGCACUUGCUUGGGCCCUUACUGGAACAGCAUAGCACCUGCGUCUCGGGGCAAAGCUGUCUUCUCCCCGACAUGAGCUUCUUUGGUGGCACAGCAGGGCCCUCGAUGACCCCUCUGCCCGGAAAGCUGGCAGUACUGGAGACCUGUGGCGUGGCCAGCCGAGUGAGAGGCUUUCCGCUGUCCCAGCUGCCGCUGUCAAAUUCAGAGAAUCCAAUAGGAGACUUCUACAGUGAUCAAAUAUCAACAGCUGGAGGCCAAUAUAGCCUUUGUUGGUGUGCUGCUACGCCUGGCCCUUGCUUGGAAGAUGAUGAAUUCCUGGUCAGCGUUGGCCAUAUUUACAUCAUUGGCCCUCAUCAACUGCUUCAGAAGACUUGCAUCAGCGGCCAGAAGUGCAGACUCGAUGGAUUGCUGGGCACUUCCAUCAGUGAUGAAGACAGCUUGUUGAUCGCUGACACGUGCGGCACGUACACCAGUCUCAUUCCGCAAGCUGUCAAUGCCGGCCUGGCCACGGAGCUGCCAUCGGGUAAAAUCGCCAUGUGGGGCAGGGAGGCCAUGACCAGCGCGGGUGGUCAAUACCGCAUGUGUUGGUGCUCACGACUUUCCCGAUGCUCGGAGAGCACGGAUUUCGUGACGGAUAUGGGGAGUCUCGUCAUUGUAGGUCCCACACCUCUUCAUCUCGAAAGGACAUGCCUUGCAGGAUUUGACUGCACCAUUGACCUUGCAGGAAAGUAUCUCUCGAAUGGGGACCAGAUGCUUUUAUCAGAGACCUGUGGUGUAGCCUCGUCACCUGUGCCAGCAUUUCAAGCAGUACACCUUACAGUGACGCUUGGAUUUGGUGCGUUGGUGAGUUGGGACAAUGACCUUGAGAUGCCAGGCAGCUAUCGCCUUUGCUGGUGCUCAACAGAGUCUCCGUGCUUGGUUGCGGAGGAUUUCAAGACAGAUGUCGGCAUGCUCACAGUGGUAGGGCUUGGCCUGCAAGACAAGACUUGCGUCAGUGGUUUACCAUGCAAUAUCGACAUCUCUGAGAGCAGCAUAUCUCCCGAAGAUCACUUCCUAGUCAUGCAAACAUGCGGAACCAUCGACGGUGCCAUUGAUGGAUUUCCUGGAGCGGUGUCCCAAGUGGGGUCCAACGAGGCUCUCCUGUCAUGGGGAAGGUUUCUAGCACUUCCUGUCACGGCUGCAGGAGGUCUCUACCGACUUUGCUGGUGUCCUAGGCCAAACACUUUGUCGAAGUCACAAGAACUCGUGGCAUCUUGUGGUGACUCGGCCCGGCCAACGGUGAGUCUUCCGUUUCUCCCGAAUGCAAUCACCUGA
Molecule: messenger RNA, 5280 nt
Organism: Durusdinium trenchii
Lineage: Eukaryota; Dinophyceae; Suessiales; Symbiodiniaceae
Source: the annotation of a GenBank genome assembly